Labrus bergylta (ballan wrasse) is the source of this 1486-nucleotide messenger RNA. The record is from RefSeq and is a predicted model, not a curated record. Lineage: Eukaryota; Metazoa; Chordata; Actinopteri; Labriformes; Labridae.
AUUGUUAGUGCCGUAACACAGAAACAGCUCAUUAAACUAAACAUCACACUGAACAGUUCACAGUUUAGUUUCAAUGUAGGCUAUGUGUAAAUACAUAUCAGUUCAUAUUCACGGUUAGAUAAGGUUUUAAAUGUUAUCGGGCUCGUUGGCCGGAAGCUGUUAGCCGAGCUUCACCGAGAGAAAGAAGCAGCAGAUAUUUACCUGAACAAGGAGUCCAACAUGGAGGACAUGUUCAUCAAACCAGGUAACCAGGAGCGAGGAUGGAACGACCCCCCUCAGUUCUCAUACGACCUGCAGAAGGCCCGCGGACCUCAAAGGAACCUCCUGAACAAGAGAGCAGCUCCACCUGCAGAUUCAGGUCAUUGUGGUCCUGAACCAGUUUGUCUGAAGACUCCGCCUCCUUUCACACAGCUGACCAAUCACAGAGUGGGGUUGCUCUUGAUGGGUUUAUCCCUCUUCUAUGGUCCCUCAUUGUUCAGAGCUUCAGUAUUUAAUGGUUCUUGCAUCCUUAAUUUUUUCAAACAUCUGGUCUCUGAUUGGUCUUCAGGUUCUGGAGCCCCACCAAUGACCCCUCCCUCAAUAGGUUCAGCCCCGCCUCCUGUCAAUCCAGCUGGUCCACCUCCUACCUGUGUGGCCACGCCCCCUCCUCCAUUGGGACCAAUAAGAGGUCAGAAAGAGGCCGAUGGCAGCCAAUCAGAGAGUGAGCCUGAUGUAGAGGCUGUGAUGUUGGUGCUGAAUGGAGCACUGGCUGCCUGCAGAGAGACUGUUAAAGAUCAGGUGUGUAAUGAUGUGGCAAAGAGACUUCGUGUCCUGGAGGACAGCUGGAGGUCAGGAAGAUUGAGCCUACCUGUCAGGAGACGCAUGGACUGCCUGUCUUUGGAGUUACAGUCAGCUCGUUGGGACUCGGCUGAUGACAUCCAUCGCUCUCUGAUGGUCGAUCAUGUGACUGAAGUCAGCCAGUGGAUGGUUGGCGUCAAACGACUCAUCGCUGAGACCCGAAACCUCGGACCAGACCGCUUAGAGGGUUUUCACAAACCAGCAGGACCAGACCAAAGCCCCAUAAAACCAGACCAGGACCAUGUAAAACCAGAACAGGACCCUGAAAAAAACCCAGACCAAGACCCAGAUAAACCAGACCAGGAGGCGGUCUGUGAAUCAUGACUCUGUUAGUUCUGCAGUGACUUGGACUUGGUUCUUUCUGUUUCACACUUCAGCUGAGGGUCAGAGGUUAAAUAGGGGGGCUGGUCUGGACUGUGUGUGGAAUGUACAUCAGAAGUUUUCAGACGGUUGGACUAGUCCUAUGGGGGGCACUGCAGAGCUGACAGCGAGCUCUGCUCCUCUGUUUAUAGUUUGAACUCUGAGGACUCACUUCUUAAAGGUACAGGUGUUAAGUAUUAAAUGUCAGGGCUGCCAAACCAUUAAUCCUUUAAUUGCUGAAUUAAAUAGUUCAUUGAUUUCAUUAAAAUGGUAAGCCUUUUAUUAUGAA